AUGGCUGUUCUCGAUGAGCAAGGCCCCUUCAUCGAGAGUAUCGACGCCGAAGGGUUCACAAAGCUCAAGACAUUUGUCAACAGCGUCCAGAACCCCAAUGGUCUUCUUUGGGUAACACGCCAGUCGAGCGUUGAGUGCCAGGAUCCCAGAUUCGCUCAGACAAUAGGGUUCACUCGCACUCUCCGCAACGAAACAUCCACGGAUAUUGCUGUCUGUGAGGUAGACAGCAUCACAUCGCCCGAGAAUCUGGCAACUCUGGUCAAAGUUCUGGCCCAGUUCCAGGCCAGGAGUCAGGAUGGUGUUCUCGGCCCGGAUCUGGAGUAUGUCAUCAGUAAGGGUGAGGUUCUGGUGAAUCGAAUCUUCCCGGCCGCUCUGGAUAAGGAGUUGGAGGAUAAAGUGAGUGAGAGUGAGGCAUAUGUCACUAUGACACAGCCAGGUCGUAUGGAGAGCUUGUUCUGGGCAUCACAACCUCCUACUGAUCCCAAGGACAACGAGAUCGAGGUUGAAGUAUAUGCCAGUGGCCUCAACUUCCGCUACGUCUUAGUUGCCAUGGGAAUAAUCCCACCGCCCAAGAGUCUCAAGUUUGGUUACGAAGCGGCCGGCGUUGUUCGAAGGGUUGGUUCCAACGUCACCAAGCUUCGUCCUGGCGAUCGCACUAUCUUUGUCGGAGAGGAUACCUUCAGUACUGUUGUGAGGGUACCUGAACUUCUGGCCCAAAAGCUGCCUGACGACAUCAGCUUUGUUGAAGCCUCGGCCAUUCCUAUUGUCUUCUUAACUGCUGUCUACGGCCUUAUCGAUCUGGGACGCCUUACCAGAGGCCAGUCCGUUCUCAUUCACAGCGGUUGUGGCGGUGUAGGACUUGCUGCUAUUCAAGUCGCCCGCAUGCUUGGUGCCGAGAUUUACACAACAGUUGGCAGUGAAGCCAAGGUUGAGUACUUGACCAAGACAUUCGACAUCCCCAGAAGCCAUAUCUUCAACUCUAGAGAUGCGUCAUUCGCCACAGAUCUGCUGCGAGAGACUGGAGGUAAAGGUGUCGAUGUCGCUCUGAACUCGCUGAGCGGAGAACUUUUGCACACAACCUGGAAGUGCGUCGCCAAAUGGGGCACCAUGGUUGAGAUUAGCAAGAGGGAUCUUCUCCAGAACGCCCAGCUUGAUAUGGGCCCUUUCUUGCAGAACCGCAACUAUUGCUGCCUGGAUGUUGACCAACUGAGAGCUGAACGUCCCGAGGUUAUCAACCGUCUCCUCUCCUUUAUUAUGAACUGCUUCUCCAACCGCAUCCUCAAACCAAUCCGGGUCGAUCAGGUGUUCCCUGGCUCUGCGGUCCUCGAUGCCUUCAGACACAUGCGACAAGGCAAACACAUGGGCAAGAUUGUUCUUGAGAUCCGAGAUGCUGCUGGCAGGCCUCUGACUGGCCCUGUUCAGGCCACUAAGAUAACUAAUCUCCAACUCGACGGAAGCGCAUCAUAUCUGCUUGUUGGUGGCCUUGGUGGUUUAGGCCGCGCCCUCUCCGUUUGGAUGGUCGAAAGAGGUGCCCGAAACCUAGUGUACCUGUCUCGUAGCGCCGGAGGCAGCACUCAGCAUGACAAGUUCAAGCAGGAGAUCGAGAGCAUGGGCUGCAGUGUCCAGUUCAUUCGUGGCGACGUCACCAACGCCGACGACGUCACCCGCGCCAUUGGCGAGGCCUCUUCUCCUCUGAAAGGCAUCAUCCAAAUGUCCAUGGUUCUUCGAGACCGCAUGUUUGAGGACAUGACGUUCCAAGAGUGGGAGACAACAACUCGACCAAAGGUUCAGGGUACCUGGAACCUACACAACGCGUCUCUGGCUGCCAAGUGCCCACUCGAUUUCUUCCUGCUCUUCAGUUCUUUAUCUGGCAUACUUGGUCAAGUCGGACAAGCCAACUACGCCAGCGCAAACACUUUCCUCGAUGCUUUCGCUCGAUACCGAGCUGGAAUGGGACUUCCUUGCACAUCCCUUGAUCUCGGAGCCAUGGAGGGCAUUGGAUAUCUUGAUGAGAACCAGGACUUGCUCCGGAAGAUGAAGGGCACCGGAUGGCGUCCUGUGGGCGAGAGUGAAUUAGUCGAAGCACUUAACGUUGCUCUGAUGCCUGCGUCCUCUCCUCAAGAGUACGGCGAUGCAUUCCUCCUCGGUGUUGCUCCCACUGUUCCUCUAGGAAGCGCAGAGAGUAGCACGCGUCUAAGCAAGGACGUGAGAAUGGCGGCAUAUCACAACAUCGGCCGUGGCCAAAGUGGCGCACUGCCAGCAAACGAUGGUCUCCGUGCUUUCCUCUCUUCGGUCAAGAAGGAUCCCAGCAUCCUCAACUCUCACGAGGCUGUCAACACACUUGCCUUGGAGAUUGGCAAGAAGUUGGCCAGCCUGCUCCUCACGGGCGACGUGGACCUUGACAUCGGCAUGAACACCGCGGAUAUGGGACUUGACUCGUUGGUUGCUAUUGAAUUACGUGGCUGGUGGAAACUCACAUUUGGUUUUGAGAUUAGCACACUCGAGAUGCUUAGCAUGGGAACGUUGGAGGCAUUGGGUAAGCGCACUGCGGAUGGGCUCAAGGGGCUGUAUAAUAACUAG
This is a messenger RNA of Fusarium subglutinans, 2580 nucleotides long. RefSeq names its product polyketide synthase. Gene Ontology annotation, biological process: secondary metabolite biosynthetic process; fatty acid biosynthetic process. Gene Ontology annotation, molecular function: oxidoreductase activity; phosphopantetheine binding; fatty acid synthase activity. The transcript has 4 exons. The record is from RefSeq and is a predicted model, not a curated record. NCBI's taxonomy places the organism in Eukaryota, Fungi, Ascomycota, Sordariomycetes, Hypocreales, Nectriaceae. The coding region runs from base 1 to 2580 and encodes 859 amino acids.